CUCGCUCCGGACCGUCCCCGAUGCGCGGCCGCCCCGCGGUGUGACCCCCCCCCGCCAUGGACUGCACCUGCGUGUCCGACCUGCUCCUCACCGCGCCCGUGCCGGCGCUCUGGACCCCAGGGUUCGCGUUCCCCGAGUGGGCGUACAAGGCCGAGUCCAGCCCCGGCUCGCGGCAGAUCCAGCUCUGGCACUUCAUCCUGGAGCUGCUGCGGCAGGAGCAGUACCGCGAGGUCAUCGCCUGGCAGGGCGACUACGGCGAGUUCGUCAUCAAGGACCCCGACGAGGUGGCGCGGCUCUGGGGGGUGCGCAAGUGCAAGCCCCACAUGAACUACGACAAGCUCAGCCGCGCCCUCAGGUAUUACUACAACAAGCGGAUCCUGCACAAGACCAAGGGGAAGCGAUUCACCUACAAGUUCAACUUCAGCAAGGUGGUGCUGGUGAAUUACCCGCUGCUGGAAUUGGGGGGGGGGGCUCCGCUCCUGCUGACCCCCGCGCCCUGCCCCGCCCCCACCCCCGGCCCCGAGUGCGCCCCCGUCACCCCCGAGACGCUGCAGUCUCUGUUCUGCGCCCCCCGCCCCGCCGACCCCCCCGGGCGCCCCCCCCUCUUCGAGCGCCCCCCCGAGACCCCCGAGAAGCUGCGGCUGGAGGCGGCGGUGCCGUUCCUGGGCUCGGGCCUCUCCGGGUUCUCCAAGGCUCCGGCGCUUUUGGGGGCGGGGGGCUUCGGGCGGCCCCCCCCUGCCCGAGUACCCCUGGGGAUCCACCCCUGA
Catharus ustulatus (Swainson's thrush) is the source of this 767-nucleotide messenger RNA. RefSeq names its product ETS repressor factor like (gene ERFL). The transcript has 7 exons. Gene Ontology annotation, biological process: cell differentiation; regulation of transcription by RNA polymerase II. The record is from RefSeq and is a predicted model, not a curated record. Gene Ontology annotation, molecular function: DNA-binding transcription factor activity, RNA polymerase II-specific; sequence-specific DNA binding. Lineage: Eukaryota; Metazoa; Chordata; Aves; Passeriformes; Turdidae. Gene Ontology annotation, cellular component: nucleus. Bases 57 to 767 code for a protein of 236 amino acids.